AUGACAGGGAGUGUCAUUAGUUGGUCGAAGAAGCUGCCGUAUGACCUCCUCGGCUUCCGAAUUGACUGCGAGAAGCAGGAGGGUGACGGUAGGGUGGAGGGACGCCACUGCUGCUCCCACUCGCAGGACUGGCGCCCGCAGACGAGGCACCACGCCAUUCCCCAUUCGGAAGUGGAAGUGUCGCCAGGCUCUGUAUCGGACAAGUCGCGGUACAUGGACAUGGAUGACGCUCGACUACUGCCGCCACCACCACCACCACCGCUGCUGCCGCCGCGUUCGUCCGACGGCGGCGGCAAUGACUUGGAUCGACUGGGGUUACUAUUGCUCGUCUGGUGUUGUUGGGCGGCUGCUGCAGCUGCUGCCGCCGCUGCUGCUCUGGCGUGCAGCACAGCUCUCACUCCUCCUGCUGAUUUCCUCGGGCCAUAUCCUAAAAAUGAACGAAAAAUUAAAUACAGCACUUCAUGGGCUAGAAUACCUUGGGGAGAUGGAGAAGAGCCUGUGGAUGCAGUAGACGAGCUGUUGACAUUGGCCUCCUUCCGUUUCAUUCUGCCGCGGAAAGAGGCGUCAUCUGACGUCGGGCUCUGUGACAACGGCUGCAAUGGACUACUGCAUGUCGGACGACGCUUGCUGCUCGGGUCCGGAGAAAAUGUAGUCGGUGGACUCUCUCCUAUCCUCACACUCGACACGUACCUACAACCUCUGGUCGGGGUUUCGGAAUGCCGCCGUGCUGCAAACGCCGCAGCCACUGUCUUAUUCGGUAGAAGCUCCGUCUGCGUCUCCACCGAAUGUCUCUUGGCCAUCACACCGGCGCCAUUACUACUGCUGCCGCCACGACUUGGAGAUGCCGAUGCUGACACACUGCCCGAAUGCGCCUUUCUGCGCGCCAGUGGCACAGGGUCGCCAGACUUGGCAGGGGAAUUCAUCCUUGCAGUGCGCCUGGUCAGAGUCUCCUCGUACGACGGCGGCCGACACGCAGACGAUCCAUUGGAGCACACACUGCCGUUGGUGAGGGUGGAGGAACUGUCGGUCGACUUGACUGUGCUCGUGCUUCCGGUCCGGUUGAUGUUCACUUCCGCCUUGCCCGUCUUGCCACCGCACAUGAUGGCACCGCCCAAAUGCGCCGCCAUUUGCACACACGACGACGAGGAUGUCGAGGAAGACGGCGACGUCGUGAACUCCUUGCCUCGUGAGUUGGAGCGAGACACGUGGCCACAACUCAGCAGUAGCCUGUCGCACGACCUCAGCGUACUCAGGACUACCCGACCAGAGUUUGGUAGCGGAACAGUGAGCAGACUCAAUCUCCUCAUCAGCUCCCAAAUGGUGCGCAGACCUCGACCGGUGCAUCGGGGCUGCCGUGGUUGUGUUUUCAAUCACGAUCCGGUGCUGCAUUGCAAUGUGCUCUUCUCGCCGCCAGAGUGGCCCGAACUCGUGCUCUCAUUCUCCUCCUCGUCCGGGGUGUACAACUGCGUGUCCGACAUGGUCAGUCCCGAAUCCCGACUCAAAUUCGUCAAGCUCAUCUUGUCCUUGCGCGGCAACGGACUCGGCUCCUCGCCCAUCAACUCCCGCUCCAGCGAGUCGCCCUGGCCCGAAUGCAGACUGUCCGACUCCUCGGCGCCAGAGUCCUGCCGACUGCCGCCCAACGGCGCCUCGCCAAACAACUGCAGCGUCUCGUGGCCAAACAACUCGGCGCAGCGGUCGAUCAUCAGCUCCACCAGGGACGGCACGAGGCGGGAGGUUUCGGGUCCCAUGGCCAGGGCCGCGGCAACAGCGUUGCCAGAGCCGGCCAGCGGCGAGCCGUUGGACUGCAUGGCGUUGGCGGGCCACAGGAGACUCGGGCCAACGCACACGGCCAGGUUGGAGGCGGACAUUUGGUUCUGGGCGGACCUGCGGGCAAUGUGGUGCAGCACGCAGAGGAAGUGCUGCAGCAGCGUCACGUUCUCCUUGGGCAGCUUGGAGAACAACCUGAAUCAUAAAAAAAAGGAGAGGAUAAUUAGCAUUUCCAUCCCAAACGCGCCAAACGUCUUUCUCAGAAUAUCAAUUAUACAAGCUCUGGGAAACUGCCAGCCACUCGUGGAACAGAUUAGAACCCAGCAGGCAAUCGGGCAAGGAUCGCAAAAAGUCCUUCAGCAGUGCAGAAACCGUCAGAAUUGGCACCUGUUCCCAAUCGAUCCCGUCCGGGUUCGUGUCCAACUGCUCCCUCAGUUCCCGCACUUGCCUCGCAUUGGCCGACUUGCGGAAAAUCCCAGGAGAAAAAUGCGUACCAUGACGGGCCUCGGAACAGUUUCCGUCUCGCACAACUUGGCCAGGGGCUGGCCAAAGAGAAGGCCGCCGGGAAACGGCGCCAUGGCACUCGCGGGACCGGCGCCGUCCGUCGAAUCCAGCUUCGUCAGCGACCGCCUAAACAUCUUGUGUAUCCGAAUCGGCGACUUGUGA
Notodromas monacha is the source of this 2433-nucleotide messenger RNA. The record is from the annotation of a GenBank genome assembly. Lineage: Eukaryota; Metazoa; Arthropoda; Ostracoda; Podocopida; Cyprididae.